GGGCACCCUGUGCCUGUCAGUUUCCAUGGGAACCCUGUAUCUCACCCACCCUUUCUCCACACAGAUCCCCGACCCCGGAGUCGAGAUGAUGAGCUGCGGCCUCCUGACCGGCUCCAAGAAGCCGGUGCCCCUGCGCAGCGGCUCGGUGACGGUGCUGAUCCGAGGCUUCGUGGCGGACGUGGGCUGUGAGCUGCUCUACAGGAACGAUGAGCAGGGACCCGUGGAGGCCGUGUUCGUGUUCCCCAUGGACGCCGAGGCGGCCAUCUACGCCUUCCAGGGGGCGCCUGCAUCCAGGCCCAGCUCCGAGAGAAGAAACAGAUGUCUCUGGCCGAGGCCCCCCCAUGGGACCGGGAUGUGGAGCUGCUGGUGUAUUACACGGAGUCGCACUAACCCAGCACGGUGCUGGAGGCCGGGCUGCCUGAAUCAGAGCCAGGAGACCCUGGUCCAGCUGUUGAAGAGUUUGCCCCUGGCGGUUAUUUCAGCAUCUACGGCUUUGGGUCUCCUUCUACCCCUCUUUGUGUUCACAGACGGGGAGGUGGGGAACACCCAAGACGUCAUUGCCGAGGUGCAGCGUCACCGGGGGGCCCACAGGUGCUUCUCCUUUGGCAUCGGGGAAGGGGCCUCCACGGCUCUGGUCAAAGGCAUCGCCCGGGCAGCAGGGGGUAGCACCGAGUUCAUCACAGGCCAGGACCGCAUGCAGCCCAAGGUGCUGCAGUCUCUGAAGCGGGCCCUGCAGCCGGCCGUGACUGGGAUCUCGCUGAGCUGGGAUCUGCCCCCCGGGAUGGAGGCGGCGCUGCUGGGCCGGGGCCCUGAGGUGAUCUUCCCUGGGCAGCGGUGCCUCAUCUACGCCCAGCUCCGCGGGCAGCCCCAGCUGAGAGAGCGAGGCCCCCGCCUCUAG
Messenger RNA from Mauremys reevesii (Reeves's turtle), 898 nucleotides. Its product is annotated as von Willebrand factor A domain-containing protein 5A-like. The transcript is spliced from 7 exons. The coding region runs from base 26 to 898 and encodes 290 amino acids. The record is from RefSeq and is a predicted model, not a curated record. NCBI's taxonomy places the organism in Eukaryota, Metazoa, Chordata, Testudines, Geoemydidae.